This is a messenger RNA of Vicia villosa (hairy vetch), 1105 nucleotides long. Its product is annotated as pirin-like protein. Bases 56 to 970 code for a protein of 304 amino acids. The transcript is spliced from 5 exons. NCBI's taxonomy places the organism in Eukaryota, Viridiplantae, Streptophyta, Magnoliopsida, Fabales, Fabaceae. The record is from RefSeq and is a predicted model, not a curated record.
UCUCUCUCUUUCUCUCACCUUCCUAUAUAUACACAUAUACUUCAUUCAAUCCACCAUGAUCCUUACGUUCUCAUCAAUACAUAUUCAACAAUAUUUUCAUAAAAUGGCAGAAAACAUGAAAGAACCUCGUCUUGUUACUAGGAAGUUCUUAGCCAAACCUCAACGAGAAGGUGUUGGUGCUGUUGUUAGAAGAAGCAUAGGAAGAUUUGAGCUCAAGUACUUUGAUCCUUUUCUUGUCUUGGAUGAAUUCUCAGUUGCUGCUCCUGCUGGAUUUCCUGAUCAUCCACAUAGAGGUUUUGAGACUGUCACAUAUAUGUUACAGGGGGCUAUAACACAUGAAGAUUUUGAAGGACACAAAGGAACAAUUGAAGCUGGUGACUUGCAGUGGAUGACUGCUGGCAGAGGGAUUGUGCACUCUGAAAUGCCUGCUGCUCAAGGAAUUCAAAAGGGUUUGCAACUAUGGAUCAACCUUGCCUCCCAACAUAAAAUGAUUGAACCAAAGUAUCAAGAAGUUUUAAACAAGGACAUAGUAGAAGCUACAAAAGAUGGUAUCAAGGUUAGGGUUAUAGCAGGGGAAGCACUUGGUAUAAAGUCUCCAAUAUACACAAGAACACCAACAAUGUAUUUGGAUUUUACUCUUAAACCUGGAUCACACUUACAACAACUUGUACCAAAAUCAUGGAAUGCUUUUGUGUAUAUUUUGGAAGGAGAGGGUAUUUUCGGAAACCAAAAUUCUCUUCCUACAACCUCUCACCAUAUUCUUCUUCUAGGUUAUGGGGAUGGUGUGGAGGCAUGGAAUAAAUCUUCUAAGAUACUAAGGUUCAUUUUGGUUGGAGGGGAACCAUUAGGUGAACCAAUGGUGCAACUUGGACCCUUUGUGAUGAAUACUCAACAAGAGAUUGAUCAAACUAUUGAUGACUUUGAAAACUAUACCAAUGGAUUUGAGAAAGCAAGAGAUUGGAGAUCUUAGAAUGCAGUUGAUCUAGAUUUUUAAUUUUGUAUGAGUACACUCCAUGAUCCUGUAAAAAUAAAUAAGAAAUUUAGAAAAAGUAGAUUAUAACAUGAAAUAAUAAAACUUCAUUGCAUAUGAAUUUUAUUUUCGAAA